AUGACCACAUAUGCUCCUGCCAGUCAUAUCGAUUUCGAGUAUCGAAAGCGUGUCUUUGCUGCUGCUACUGUCAUUAUCCUCUGCACCCAAUUCCAGAUCAUGCAGAUGACACAACAAGACCCUAAGGCUGAGAAUGCCCACUGGAAUGAUGCAGAGACUAUGGCGAUGCUAGAUUAUCUUAUCCUGCAUCGAUCAAAGUUAGGUGGCGUGACCUUCAAGCUUUUGACAUUCAAUGAUGCUGCUGCUGAUCUCCGUACCAAGAACUUGAAAACUCAAGGCGCCACAAAGACAGGAAUACAUUGCAGAGGCAAAUGGAAUACAUUGAAGUCUGGGUACACUCAAAUCAACAAAUACCUGCAGAAAUCGGGUGUUCAUUGGGAUCCUGUGGUUGGGGCCAAUAUUCAGGGGAAAGCCGCUGAAGAUGCAUGGUCAGAUUAUGUUGGCAAAUUGUCCAACUCCGGUAUGAAGCAGUUCAAACGUGGAUGGAGGUUCUAUACCAAGAUGGAGCAAAUUCUGACGCGUGUCAGUGCUGCUCAUGGGGCGGCAGCCUAUAAUCCUGCUGCACUGGCAGCCACUGAAGCUGCCACAGAAAAUGCGCCAGUGCCAGGUUCCUCUACUCAGCCUGGUGGGGCGGGUGCUCCUACUAGCGACUCCAGCGCUCUUGAUGUGAGCGUGGCGGCUACCGCUAAAGAUUUCACAUGGGGGAUUCCACCCCUUCAUAUUCCUGCACCGGUAGCCUCAACCUCUGUGAUGGCUGCUCCCCCUGUAUCCAGCUCUGGGAAUUCCGGAAAGCGCUCUCAUAAUGACAUGAUUUUUGAAAGUGCACCUCCCUCUGUCACCUCUUACGCGCCGACGUCAGAAGUAGCUAUGUCAGAGGCGCCACACGCACACUCAGAGAUGGACUUGAAGAAGCCGAAGCUUUCGGUGCAGGGUAAAAAACAUAGCGCCAUCGGCACCAACAAGACACGUGUAACCUCUAACAAGGGCAUAAAGGAGGCUGCCAACACCGCUGCAUUGAUGAACCUGCAAGGCACAAUCAACCGCCUAUCGGACUCUAUCACAACAUCGUUCACUGUCACUGACGAAAGCCGCGUAGCCGAUGAAAGAUCGCGUGCCUUGCAGAGCAUGCAGGAUGAGGAGGACUUGUCGCUGGAUGAUAAGCUGGCGCUUGUGCAUGCAUUCAUGAGGAGUCCGAUCACUUGUUCUUCUUACUUGAACAUCACGCAGCCUGAGCUGCGCAUACCAUUCUUAUGUUCAAUCCUCGUGGAGGCAAGGCAGGUCGUGAAUUUGCAACCCUACCGCAUCCAAUAUCUCGUACUUCCAUUUCUACUCAAUCGCCACAUCAUGCAUAUCACUCGUUGUUCUUUCAAGCUCACCCAUAUCCAAUGUGUCAAGGUCAAGGUCAAGGUCAUCGUCAUCGUCUCGCCCCUGCAAGAUCAGCUUCAUCAGGCUGUCCCUGAUGCGUGGGGUUGUCGUUGA
Suillus subalutaceus is the source of this 1479-nucleotide messenger RNA. RefSeq lists its product as uncharacterized. The record is from RefSeq and is a predicted model, not a curated record. Lineage: Eukaryota; Fungi; Basidiomycota; Agaricomycetes; Boletales; Suillaceae. The transcript is spliced from 5 exons. The coding region runs from base 1 to 1479 and encodes 492 amino acids.